Molecule: messenger RNA, 1890 nt
Organism: Ectocarpus siliculosus
Lineage: Eukaryota; Phaeophyceae; Ectocarpales; Ectocarpaceae
Source: the annotation of a GenBank genome assembly
AUGGCUCUAUCCCUGACCUUAGACUCUCGUGACGAGGCUACGAUCGUCAAGGAGGAUGGACCGGAUGGAUUUUCCGCGGAGACUAUUUUCAAGGCCGCUACGGGCUGCCAAGGCCUAACGUACGAUGACGUCAUCCUCAUGCCCGGCCACAUCUCCUUCUCGGCGGAAGACAUCGACCUAGAAUCCUACGUCACCAAGAACAUCAAGCUCAAGACCCCGUUGGUGUCUUCCCCGAUGGACACUGUCACGGAAGCCGCGAUGGCGAUUCAGAUGGCUCUGCAUGGCGGUCUCGGCGUGAUCCACUACAACAUGCCCAUCGCGGAGCAAGCCGCCAACGUCCGGGAAGUGAAGCGGUACAAGAACGGUUUCAUCAUGGACCCCCUGUGCUUCACGAAGGACCACACGGUUCAAGACGUGCGGGACAUGAAGGCUCAGCAGUCGUUCAGCGGCAUCCCCAUCACGGAGGACGGUAAGAUAGGCUCCAAGCUCUUCGGCAUCGUCACACGACGAGACAUCGACUUCAUCGCGGACCCCUCCGUCAAGCUUUCAGAGGUGAUGACGAAGAAGAUGGUGACGGCGACGGAACCGGUGGGCCUGGAGGAGGCCAACGCUCUCCUCAAGACUAGCAAGAAGGGCAAGCUCCCCGUCAUCAACGCUGAAGGAAACCUCGUGGCGUUGAUAUCGCGCACGGACCUGAUCAAGAACAGAGACUUCCCCCUGGCGACGAAGGAUGACAACAAGCAGCUCCGCUGCGGUGCCGCCAUCGGGACACGCCCGGAGGACCGUAAUCGCUUGGCUGCCCUGGCAGAGGCGGGCGUUGACGUGAUCGUGAUCGACUCCUCGCAAGGAGACUCGAUGUACCAGCACGAGAUGGUGAAGUUCAUCAAGUCUACGUAUCCUGCGAUAGACGUAGUCGGCGGGAACGUGGUCACGGCCAGGCAGGCCGCCAACCUCAUCAAGUCCGGCGUCGAUGCGCUUAGGGUAGGCAUGGGCGUCGGGUCUAUUUGCACCACACAGGAGGUUUGCGCUGUUGGGCGCGCCCAAGCCUCUGCGGUAUACAACACCAGCCGCAUUUCUCGGAAACUGGGGGUGCCGGUGUGGGCGGAUGGAGGAAUCGCGGCGACAGGCCACAUCGUUAAGGCGCUGGCGAUGGGCGCGGGCGUUGUGAUGAUGGGUUCGAUGCUGGCGGGUACGGAGGAGGCCCCCGGGGAGUACUUCUUUCAAGAAGGCGUUCGUCUCAAGAGGUACCGUGGGAUGGGAUCGAUCGAGGCCAUGUCCAAGGGCUCGGAGAAAAGGUACUUCGCCUCUGGAGCCAAGGUUAAGGUAGCCCAAGGGGUGUCCGGGGCCGUGGUGGACAAGGGCUCGCUCAGGAAAUACCUGCCGUACCUCAUUACAGGCCUCAGGCAUGGCAUUCAGGAUGUCGGCAUGCGCUCAACGGCCGAGAUGCACGAGGCCCUAGCCGACGGCACGCUCCGCCUUGAGUUGCGAUCCCCGGCCGCCCAGAGGGAGGGUGGGGUGCACUCCCUGCACUCGUUCGAGAAGCGCAGCAUGUGAUUCCCGUCCCUUGCAUCUCACUUUCAUGGGCAUUGCCAAGCCAAUGAACGGGAGCCGCGGAUGCUCUAAAUAGCAAAUCCCACUCUCGUCAUGACUUUGCGGUUACGGUCCGUUGCAGCCAGUACCCAGAAAAACCGGUUGCGGAAAUUGGGAGACUGUUUUUUUUAUUCCACCGCUUUUGUCGUGUAUGUGGGAUGGGAUGCUUUGUGCUGUGUGUUGAUUGUCCGGUUGCGUCAGGCAUAGAAGGCAAGUUUCGGCAUGAAAACGUAGGGCGGGGAAGUCGAUUUUUCGUCUGGGGAAUCGGAAUGGUGUGUCAAUGUUGUAGGUGUUCGGUGU